This is a messenger RNA of Trichosporon asahii var. asahii CBS 2479, 636 nucleotides long. RefSeq lists its product as uncharacterized. Gene Ontology annotation, cellular component: nucleus. Gene Ontology annotation, molecular function: histone binding. The record is from RefSeq and is a predicted model, not a curated record. The transcript has 5 exons. Bases 1 to 636 code for a protein of 211 amino acids. NCBI's taxonomy places the organism in Eukaryota, Fungi, Basidiomycota, Tremellomycetes, Trichosporonales, Trichosporonaceae. Gene Ontology annotation, biological process: DNA replication-dependent chromatin assembly.
AUGUCUAUCGUGAACAUUCGCAACAUUGAGCUCGUCAACAACCCCGCAAAGUUCGACGAUGACUACCAUUUCCGGAUCAAAUUUGAGGCCAUUGCGCCGCUGGCUGAGGACCUCGAAUGGCGCCUGAUCUACGUUGGUUCCGCUAAGAGCGAGGAGUAUGACCAGGAACUUGACUCGUGCAUGGUCGGCCCCAUUCCCGCCGGAGUCAAUGCUUUCGACUUUGUCGCCCCCGCGCCCAAGCACGACUUGCUUCCCUCUGUCGACCCGGAGGAGAUCCUCGGCGUCACUGUCAUCAUCAUCACGGCCUCGUACCGCGACAAGGAGUUUGUGCGCGUCGGCUACUACGUCAACACGGACUACGAGGACGAGCAGCUCCGCCUCGAGCCGCCUCCUCAGGUCGUUUGGGACAAGCUGUACCGCAACGUGCUCAUUGAGAAGCCCAAGGUGACCCGAUUCCAGAACCCAUGGGACAGCGGCUCGGCGGACCCAUAUGGCGCGCCCAACGGCGAUGGACAGGCUGAGCUCGACCAGCCCCUCUCCGCCGAUGCCGUGUUCAACUCGCCGCUGCCGCCGCCCGUGCAGAAGGCGCCUGCGCCGAGUAGCGGCAUGGACGUGGACGGAGGCGUGGCGGCGUAA